CAAGACGACGACGUAUGGUCGUUUCUCUCUCUUCAAAUAAAAAAACGCUACACAGUACACACUCGUCGUCGUCAGGAGCAAAGACAAUCUGAUUGAUUUCUCCAAGAGAUCCGACCCGAAUUCGAAAACCCGAAAGAACCGAAUCGAAGAUGGGCAAGGAUGGUUUGAGCAACGACCAAGUCUCAUCAAUGAAGGAAGCAUUCACGCUCUUCGACACAGACGGCGACGGCAAAAUCGCACCGUCGGAGCUCGGAAUCUUAAUGCGAUCACUCGGCGGCAAUCCAACAGAAUCACAACUCAAAUCAAUCAUCACGACGGAGAAUCUCUCGUCUCCGUUUGAUUUCAAUCGAUUCCUAGAUCUAAUGGCGAAACAUCUGAAAACAGAACCGUUCGAUCGCCAGCUUCGUGAUGCGUUCAAAGUACUCGAUAAAGAAGGUACUGGAUUCGUUGCUGUUGCAGAUCUGAGGCAUAUACUUACGAGUAUCGGUGAGAAAUUGCAGCCGAGUGAAUUCGAUGAGUGGAUCAAAGAGGUUGAUGUUGGAUCUGAUGGUAAGAUCCGGUAUGAGGAUUUUAUUGCUAGAAUGGUUGCUAACUUUCUCCUUAUCUUCGCCACCUAUUCUUGGGUUUUGGGACCCGACUCAGGCUUCUUGUUCGGUACCCGGGUCCGGAAAACUCUCGGGUCGAAUCCUAAAGUCCACGUUGAUCACUCUUCAGAAAAGCCUCAUCAUCCACUUGAUCCACUAACGGUGCGAGAAAUCUCGAGAGUCCGAACCAUACUCUCGGGUCAUGACCCGGGUUUUGGUUCCGGGUCGGCCACGAUUCACUCCAUGGCUCUCGAUGAGCCGGAGAAGAUACGUGUCGUCCAGUGGAAGAAGGGAAAUAAGCUUCCGUCACGAAGAGCUGCGGUCGUAGCUUAUUGGGGUGGUCAAACACAUGAGAUGACGGUGGAUCUUGAUUCGGGUCGGGUCGUUUCUGAUGUGGUUAACCGGACUUCAGGGUACCCGAUUCUCACCUUGAACGACGUCUUCGCCGCUUCGCAGGUUCCUUUGAAGAGCUUGGAAUUCAACCGCUCGAUCGAAGCACGUGGGGUUAAGUUUUCCGAUUUAGCUUGCAUCACACCGUUUGCGGGAUGGUUUGGACAGGAGGAAGAAGGACGUAGAGUCAUAAGAGUCCAAUGUUUCACAUUACAAGGCACUACUAAUUAUUUUAUGAGACCACUCGAAGGUCUUUAUGUAACGGUCGAUCUAGACAAAUUGGAGGUUAUCAAGAUCGUCGAUAAAGGCCCAAUUCCGAUUCCCAAAGCCUCGGGUACAGAAUACCGGUUUGGUGUUCAGAAUAAACCGGUGCAUAUGGAUCGAAUCAACCCGAUUUCGAUGGAGCAACCGGAUGGUCCUAGUUUUAGGGUCGAAGAUGGACAUUUGGUUAAGUGGGCUAAUUGGGUUUUCCAUGUUAAAGCAGACCAACGAGCCGGUAUGAUCAUAUCUCAGGCCACGGUUCGUGACUCCGAGACAGGAGAACCAAGAAGUGUGAUGUACAAAGGAUUCCCAUCAGAGUUGUUUGUACCGUACAUGGAUCCCGAGGAAGGAUGGUACUACAAAGGUUAUAUGGAUGCAGGCGAGCUCGGUUUAGGACCCACGGCCAUGCCGCUUGUGCCCCUCAACGAUUGCCCUCGAAAUGCUUACUAUAUAGACGGUGUUUUCGCCUCUCCAGACGGCAAACCCAUUGUUCAACCUAAUAUGAUAUGCUUGUUUGAACGCUAUGCAGGCGAUAUCAGCUGGCGACAUUCUGAGAUCCUUUUUGCCAAUGCCGAUAUAAGAGAGUCAAGGCCAAAAGUUACAUUGGUCGCUCGAAUGGCAACUUCGGUUGGAAAUUACGACUAUAUUUUUGAUUGGGAGUUUCAGACUGAUGGUUUAAUCCGUGUUACGGUCGCGGCUUCGGGAAUGUUAAUGGUGAAAGGGACACCUUAUGAUAAUGUAGAUGACUUAGGUGAUAUGGAGGAUGAUUCUGGACCGUUGAUCUCUGAGAAUGUGAUUGGAGUCGUCCAUGAUCAUUUCAUAACGUUUCAUCUAGACAUGGACAUUGAUGGACCAAUGAAUAAUUCUUUGGUCAAGGUUCAUCUAGAGAAGCAAAGAGUUCCAACAGGAAAAUCGCCGAGGAAGAGUUACUUGAAGGUCAAGAAAUACAUAGCCAAGACUGAGAAAGAUGCUCAGAUCAAAUUGAGCCUCUAUGAUCCAUAUGAAUUCCACAUUGUGAACCCAAACCGAAAAUCUCGGAUCGGAAACCCGGCUGGUUACAGGAUCAUACCGGGUGGAAAUGCAGCGAGUUUGCUUGAUCACGAUGAUCCUCCUCAAAUUCGAGGUGCAUUCACCAAUAAUCAGAUAUGGGUGACUCCAUAUAACCGGUCAGAACAAUUUGCUGGAGGAGUUCUAAUUUACCAGAGCCAAGGUGAUGACACACUACAAGUUUGGUCAGACCGAGACCGUUCGAUCGAAAACAAGGACAUAGUGCUGUGGUACACACUAGGGUUCCAUCACGUACCUUGCCAAGAAGAUUAUCCGGUUAUGCCAACCGUCGCGGCUAGCUUUGAGCUUAAACCGGCCAAUUUCUUUGAAUCCAAUCCGAUUCUUGGGGCUGCUCCUUUCUUCGAAAAAGACUUACCAGUAAUUUUUGCUUGUAGAGAUGAUCCUAGUCCGGUCAAGUUGAAUUUGAGCGCAGGUACCUAUCGAACUGAGGAAGGAAAGCCUCUGGUUCUUGAUGUUGUGAGAAGAGCAGAGCAACAGUUAGCCAACGACCUGUCUAGGGACAAGGAAUAUCUUCCCCUUAAUGGACUUCCUGAAUUUAAUAAAUUAAGUACCAAGCUUAUCUUAGGUGAUGAUAGUCCCGCAGUGAAAGAGAAUAGAGUUGUUACAAUCCAGUGUUUGUCUGGUACUGGUUCUUUGAGAGUUGGAGCUGAGUUUCUAGCAACACACAACAAAGAACGUGUCAUUUUCGUUCCAGACCCAACUUGGGGGAACCAUCCCCGUAUUUUUGCUUUGGCGGGUUUGUCUGUCGAGUAUUUCCGCUACUAUGAUCCGAAGAGCCGAGGACUUGACUUCAAUGGCAUGCUCGAGGAUCUUGGCGCUGCACCUCCUGGAGCUAUAGUGGUACUUCAAGCUUGUGGGCAUAACCCCACUGGAGUUGACCCAACAUUCGAACAAUGGGAACAGAUUCGACGACUAGUGAGAUCGAAAAGCUUAUUACCCUUCUUUGAUAGUGCAUAUCAGGGUUUUGCUAGUGGUAGCCUUGACUCAGAUGCACAAGCGGUUCGUAUGUUUGUUGCCGAUGGAGGUGAAUGUUUGAUAGCUCAAAGUUAUGCCAAAAAUAUGGGUCUCUAUGGGGAGCGUAUUGGCGCUCUUACCAUUGUAUGCACAUCAGAAGAUGUCGCUAAGAAAGUUGAGGACCAAGUGCUACUUGUUGUGAGGCCUAUGUAUCUUACCCCACCUAUUCAUGGUGCAUCAAUUGUUGCCACAAUUCUAAAAAACAGUGAUAUGUACAAUGACUGGACAAUUGAGAUGAAAAGAAUGGCUGACCGCAUAAUUAGCAUGCGUCAACAGUUAUAUGAAGCUAUACAAGCUAGAGGAACACCUGGUGAUUGGAGUCACAUUAUUAAACAUAUUGGGAUGUUUACUUUUACUGGAUUAAGUGAAGAGCAAGUUCACUUGAUUGCCAAAGAAUAUCACAUUUACAUGACUUAUGAUGGGAGGAUAAGCAUGGCAAGUCUAAGUUCGAAGACAGUGCCUCAACUCGCUGAUGCUAUACAUGCUGUUGUUACUCGCAUUCCCUAAAUUUGCGAUUAUGUUCUUUGUUGUUUUAUGAAUACAAUUGGGGAAUAAAACUGCGUUUUUGGU
This is a messenger RNA of Arabidopsis arenosa, 3887 nucleotides long. Lineage: Eukaryota; Viridiplantae; Streptophyta; Magnoliopsida; Brassicales; Brassicaceae. The record is from the annotation of a GenBank genome assembly.